Molecule: messenger RNA, 1248 nt
Organism: Rotaria socialis
Lineage: Eukaryota; Metazoa; Rotifera; Eurotatoria; Philodinida; Philodinidae
Source: the annotation of a GenBank genome assembly
AUGAUAAUUGUAUAUCGUGUUGUCGCAUUACUUCUUUUUUCACUGGUCUAUAUUAUUGGUCUUGUUGGAAACGGUCUAUUAAUGUUUAUUGUAUUUCGUCAAAAAAAAUUACAUACAGUACCAAAUUUACUAGUUGUUAGUUUGGCUCUUGGUGAUUUUCUAUUUGUUCUGUUUUGUGUACCAUUUGGUGCCGUUGCUUAUUCUCUUAAAUAUUAUCCAUUUUCAACAUUUUAUUGUCGUUUUGAAAAUUUUAUUAUUAAUCUUUCUCUUGGUGUAUCUAUAUUUUCAUUGUUAGCAUUGAGUGCUGAUCGUUAUAAAAUCAUUGCUAAACCAUUUUCAAGUCAUGCAAGUGGCUCAUCAAUAAAAUUAAAAUUAAUUGUUACGUGUAUUUGGCUCUUAUCAGCGUGUCUUGCUCUACCCGAAACAAUCUACAGUGGUCUUAUGGUGGAAACGAAACAAUCGCCUGAUAAUACAACAAUUCAAUUAAUUUAUUGUUGGAGUCCAAAUAAAGAUGAAUUACUUAUUAAUUCUACAUUUAUGAUUACUCGUCAAAUUCUACGAUUAUUUAUUUAUUAUUUAAUGCCUCUCAUGCUCAUUUCAAUAUUUUAUUUUCUUAUUGCUAAAACAUUACUGCAAAAGAAAGAUGUUAUUUAUUCUCCUAGUUUUUCUUCUCGUUCAUUACACAGAAAUUCAAUGCAUGAAGAAAGUCAUUCAUUAAAUAAGAAUAUUCGUCCUAGUCAAGAUCAUGUAUCUAAUCCUCCAAGAAAAAAUACAUUAAAUCAAGAUCUAAAAAAGACGAAACAAUUACGAACGAGACAUAAAGUUGGUAAAACUGUUCUAUUUUUAUGUCUAGUAUUUUUUAUAUGUUGGCUACCAAAACAAUUACAUGAUUUAUAUUGGUUUAUUGGCGUACUUGUCUACGCGCGAAAAUGGAAUCAUUUUUGGCAAACAAAUAAAACUCUUGCUUUAAUUCUAACUUACAUUUAUUCAUGCAUCAAUCCAUUUGCGCUCUAUUUUCUUUCUUCGACAUUUCGUCAUUUUUACAAACGUUACUUAUGUUUUUGGUCAAAUAAAACAUGUUGUUCGCAACGAAAUUUAAUUGAACAUAAACAAAGACGUCGUACUCAAGAAUUAAUGGCAACAAAUGAAUCUAAACGACGUUCAUCUGCAAACAAUACAACAAUCACAGUUUAUUAUGAUUUAAAUCGAAUUACAACUUCAAAUUAUUCUCAACAAUUAAGACCUUGA